UAAAAACAGAGUAGAUGCUGGAUUCCUGAGGAAGUAGCUGCCAUUUCCUGUUCAAUCAAGAGGCACAAGGAGACCGUCUGAUAAGAAGAGGAACACCCCUUUACCACCAGCACUGCCUGAAACACAAAGAGGUUGCCUUCCUCAAACUCCACCUCCACUGUCCUCCUGACCACCCUCCUGGCCCCCCGGUCUCCCUGGGCCUAUCUUAAUUUUACAGCAGUGAGCCAAAAUUUCUGAGGAUGGACACCAGAGCCGCCAAACGUCUGCUGCUCUUCACCAGCCUGCUCCUCUUCUGGCGAUGUGCCAGAGGUGACCUGUCAUAUACCAUCGACGGCGUUGGUUUAACAAUCUACCCCAGCAGAACAGUAGAGAGUGGAACGGCGGUGACUUUACGGUGCGAGGCCAAAGUCAGUCACGACCCCUCCCUGCAUCUGAUGUACAACUUCCAGUUUAUCCGCUAUGAUGUUCCUGUGCACUCAGCCGCCACCUCAAACAUCUCCGCCCUGUAUAACCUCACGCCUGCCAGGGCGGCUGACUCCGGAACCUAUGAAUGUCGGGUCUCAGUCAAGGAAAAGAGCAAAACAAGCGAUGCUGAAAUGCUCACAGUCACAGGGUUGCAGACGCCUGUUCUGCUGUUGAGUAAGAUCACACUCUACGAGAGUCAGGAGAUCACAGCCACCUGCAGCGCUCCCGAAGAGAAAGGACUCCUCAUCUUCCGCUUUUACCAAGAGUUCAUGCCUACAGGGGCAGAAAUGAUCAAACAGGUGGCACCCACCAAGAACUCAUCAGAGACUAAACUGGUCCUGAGGCGGAUUGGAGACACAUACCUGUACUGUGACUACGAGCUCGCCAUGCUUCCUGCAGCUGGACGCUCUAACACCAGCAACAAGAUUCAAGUGGCUGUCAGAGCACUCUACAUUUCGCCAACAAUGAAUAUUCUACCCUCCACUACCGUCUAUGAGGGUGAAAUCAUUGAGGUGGUGUGUAAAGUAAUCGCGCCCCCUGAGAAUGUACAAGUGUUCCUGACUAAGGACAGGAAGAUCCUCAAGAAAGCCUCCAUGAGCUUGAAUCAUCGAAUUACGGCAAAAACAGAGGACUCCAGGGAGCUCGUGUGCAAAGCAGAGUUGGACAACACACAGAAAGAAACCAGAAAAACAAUCACAGUCAAAGAGGUGUUUUCAAGACCACAGCUGAAGGUGGAGCCGGCUGAAGUAUUUGAGGGAGAACGUUUCACGCUAACCUGCUCUGUCACCAUUUAUGAUCACAGCAGGAUCACCAAUGACACGCUGCGCUACUCCAUCUUCAAGAAUUCCACGCAACUCACGAACACAACCACAUACAGCGUGGUGGCAGGGCCGGCUCAGAAUGCACAGUACACAUGUAAAGUCCAGACGGUCUCGCUGAUGAACAGCUUUGUAAAAGAAAGCUCCUCUGUUGUUGUUGAAGCCAAAGUUCCUGUUUCGGAGCCUGUGCUGAGUGUGGUUGGGGAUGUGCUCGUGGUAGGAAAGCCCUUUCUCCUGCUUUGUCACAGUGACAGAGGGAGCCUUCCAAUUACAUACGUGCUGUACGGCCCCAACAGGCAGCACCACACCAGAGUGGUGACAAAGGCGGGCGAUCAAGCCACUUUCAACACCUCUGCCAUCUACAAGAGAGACGACAUCCUCAAAUUUCUUUGCCAUGCGAAAAACAAUGCAUUUAUACCCUCGAAGAUAAGCUCGGCAGAGAAGCUGCUACGCUCAACCGUCAUCAUAGAGCCUGUGUCCAAACCACAGCUGACUACAAUCCCCAACACAGAGCACAUCGCAGAAGGCCAGGACGUGACCUUUACUUGCACCGUACAGAGAGGCACGCCUCCCAUCAACUUCACCUGGUACCACUCUGACAGAGGGGGCGUGCUCGCAUUCAAGUCCUCCCCCGAACUGAAAGAAUCUUACAUCAUCAAAGGUGUCAAAGAGGAGCACGCUGGAAAAUACUACUGCAUGAGCACCAACCAGGCAAACGAGGUCAAACAGAGUUACACCGUCAACAUUGAAGUGACGCUGGCUGGCUGGAAGAAAGGCGUGAUCGCAGUCGUUUGCAUCCUGUUUGUGGUCGCCUGUAUCCUCGUUGUCGCCUUUAAAAAACGUCAUCUUACAUUUAAGAGGAAAAGACAGCUUGACCUUUCAGGGAAGCCCAAACCAGAGGAAGUGAGUCUGACCCAGGCAGAGGUCACUGAGGCUGACAAUGCCACUCCACAGGUGAUGGGAAAAACUGUUUGGAGUGAGCAUGUAUCAGCAUCUGAGUCUGAGGAUCAGAAAAAUGUGACCCUGCCAGAAAACCCAGAAGUACAGAGCACUGAGGUGCAGACCGAAGACGGAGAUUCUGAUGCAGUUCCACAGGAGAGCAAAGAAACGACGCACAGCAAAAAACGGAACUCCAGGCAAUCUGGAGUAUACAACACUGAUGGUCAGGAAUCAGUUGAAUACGUCCAGCUGAAUCAUGAUACGGACCCCAACGGGGACCAGGAGAUCCACGGUGAGCACGGUGUCCAAGAGGACCACGUGGCUGACAAUGAGAACAUUCCUGAUGCUGACACUGCAACCAAUGGAGAAUGAAAACAAGCUUCAAAAAAUAUUUCAAAACUACUGUCCCACUGUACCAACAAAAAAAAAGAA
Molecule: messenger RNA, 2654 nt
Organism: Thalassophryne amazonica
Lineage: Eukaryota; Metazoa; Chordata; Actinopteri; Batrachoidiformes; Batrachoididae
Gene: pecam1
Product: platelet/endothelial cell adhesion molecule 1
Exons: 15
Coding region: 240-2594 (784 amino acids)
Biological process (GO): cell surface receptor signaling pathway
Molecular function (GO): transmembrane signaling receptor activity
Source: RefSeq, a predicted model, not a curated record